AUGGCUCGGGGUGUCCUGACUCCUGUGUACAGGAAACCGUACCCACAAUGGGUAGAUAGGUUUCAAACUGAUCUCAACAAUGUCAAUGAAGCUGAGCAAGGAGUUCCUGAACAUGUCAACCCUGACAAAGCAUAUCAAACUGGAGCUGGAAGCUUACCUGCCAUUGAUGCUGAGCAAGGAAAAGAAGUCAUAGAGAACCUUAAUGACAAAUCAGCAAAUGUGGGUUUGACAUGUAAGCCUGUGCAUCUGUCGACUAAUUGUCACUCCACUGGGAAAGAUGAUAGUGUUAAUUUGGAGCACCGACAAGAAUCUUGCCCCAAGGUGGGGACCAAAUUGGAAAGCAAACUUGCAAAGCCCAGAUUGAAGUCUUCCACUCAGGUUCAGAGAAAUGUUUCUAGUGAGCCAUCUAAAUGCUCUGCAAAGAAACAUAUUAGAUCAAAAAGCGAAGACUCACAGAGCACAAAAACAGAAAAACACUCAUCGCACACAGCCAUUCUAACCACACGUUGGGAUCCUAAGAGUUCAAAGUCAAAAGUUAUUCAUGAUAACAGAAGUGAAAAGGAAUUGAAGACAAAAAAGGUUGUUCAUGAACCUAAGCCUUCUGCCUCAGAGAAGCUUGUUCCUAAAGCACGUCAGAAUGCAAACAGGCCCAAGCAGGUUGAGAAUUCAACUAAGUCAGGCAUGAAACAAAGCUUGGCUGUGUUCAAUUUCAAAAGUGAGGAACGGGCAGAAAGGAGGAAAGAGUUUUACAUGAAGUUGGGGGAGAAAAAGCAUGCAAAGAAGGCCGGGACAAAUCAAAUUCAAGCAAAUAAACUGGUACAUAAAUUCAAUGCAAUAGUUAUCUAA
Molecule: messenger RNA, 846 nt
Organism: Camellia sinensis
Lineage: Eukaryota; Viridiplantae; Streptophyta; Magnoliopsida; Ericales; Theaceae
Source: RefSeq, a predicted model, not a curated record